Pseudomassariella vexata is the source of this 456-nucleotide messenger RNA. RefSeq lists its product as uncharacterized. Bases 1 to 456 code for a protein of 151 amino acids. The transcript is spliced from 2 exons. The record is from RefSeq and is a predicted model, not a curated record. NCBI's taxonomy places the organism in Eukaryota, Fungi, Ascomycota, Sordariomycetes, Amphisphaeriales, Pseudomassariaceae.
AUGGCACCUUCCACAUCCUCAAAGUCGUCCAGAUCUUCAAGAUCAUCCAGAUUGUCCAGGAGAUCCAAAACCCCGCGCACCCUGUCAAUGACCGAGAAGAACAUCCAGCGCCGCCAGAUGUACAGGAACCGAAACCCUGAGAGCAAGCGUCGUGAAGCUUUCCGCCUGAAGCGCCAACACACCAUAUAUCAAGGGAAAAUAUUGAUGCAAUGCACUGCUUGGAGCUUGCUCAAGCAGGAGCAGCAGAUUUCUCUGCUUUGCCAGGUUGAGGAGGAAAUUCGGGAGUUGUUUGCCUUCUUCGUCCAGAAUACGGAAGAAUACGAAGGACCGGAGGACGUGCCGGGCCCGAAGCUCAUCGCGCAGGAGGCAGUGAAGAAGGUGCUUGGCGACAACACACAUCUCUUUGGCUUUGGCGCGGACGAGUCGGUGCCCUCAGAGCUCACGGAAUGGAUAUGA